AUGGACAAUUCUCAAAAGCAGCACACUUUAUUUAAGCAAGCCAGGGUCAAAGAAGCAAUGAUUUACGGUCUCCACCGAGCCUCAAAAAAGAGCUAUAUCCCAAUCCCUCUGCUUGAAAGAUGAAUGAGUGACAUGGACCCUGAUUUUACCCCAGAGCAAGAAAUAGAGCCUGAUGUAAGUGUAAGCGACCUUCUCGAAGAGUGGGAAAAAAUGCAUGGAAAGCCUGGGAAAACCAGUCAAGAAAAAUAUUUUAAUAUAGAUGAUUAA
Molecule: messenger RNA, 267 nt
Organism: Blepharisma stoltei
Lineage: Eukaryota; Ciliophora; Heterotrichea; Heterotrichida; Blepharismidae
Source: the annotation of a GenBank genome assembly